Sebastes umbrosus (honeycomb rockfish) is the source of this 1887-nucleotide messenger RNA. RefSeq names its product ATP/GTP binding protein-like 4 (gene agbl4). Gene Ontology annotation, molecular function: metallocarboxypeptidase activity; zinc ion binding. Gene Ontology annotation, biological process: proteolysis. Bases 57 to 1553 code for a protein of 498 amino acids. The record is from RefSeq and is a predicted model, not a curated record. NCBI's taxonomy places the organism in Eukaryota, Metazoa, Chordata, Actinopteri, Perciformes, Sebastidae. The transcript has 13 exons.
ACUGAUGGAGAUGACAGCGCCUCUCCCUCCUCCUCUCCGUUGCCGUGGCAACACACAUGGAGCGUCGGCUGCUGUGUACCAGAAUGGAGAGGAAGAUGGAGGAGAGCACUGUUAGAGACGUCGAGACUGGCAGUGAAGCUGGAGGAGAGGAUGCAUUGGUGGGGAAUGUGAAUAAACUGACGGUGAGCCCACCAGGUUACUCAGGAGCUCCGCGGAAAGGACAUCUGGUUUUUGAUGCUUGCUUUGAGAGUGGGAACCUCGGCCGUGUUGACUACAUCAGUGAAUUUGAGUUUGACCUCUUCAUCCGACCCGACACCUGCAACCCGCGCUUCAGAGUCUGGUUCAACUUCACAGUGGAGAACGUCCGUGAGACACAGAGAGUCAUUUUCAACGUGGUCAACUUCUCCAAGACCAAGAGCCUGUACAGAGAUGGCAUGUCUCCUGUCGUCAAGUCUACCAGCCGGCCAAAAUGGCAGAGGCUUCCUGCCAAAAACGUGUACUACUACCGUUGUCCCGACCACCGGCGCAACUACGUCAUGUCCUUUGCCUUCUGUUUUGACCGAGAGGACGACGUAUACCAGUUUGCCUACUGCUACCCCUACACAUACUCCAGACUGCAGCACUACCUGGCCAGCCUGGAGCGCAGGAACCUGCCCUACCUGCAGAGGGAGCAGCUGGGACUCAGCGUGCAACAACGGCGUCUAGACCUGUUGACCAUUACCAACACUGACCAUCUGAGUCCAGAGAAGGAGAAGAAGCUGGUCUUUCUUACAUCUCGUGUUCACCCCGGAGAGUCUCCUGCCUCCUUUAUUUGUCAAGGUGUGAUCGACUUCCUGGUAAGCCAGCAUCCUGUGGCUCAGAUCCUGAGAGAUCAUGUGAUCUUCAAGAUCGUCCCCAUGCUGAAUCCUGAUGGAGUCUACCUGGGAAACUACAGGUGUUCUCUGAUGGGUUUCGACCUGAAUCGCCACUGGCAGGAUCCCUCUCCAUGGGCCCAGCCCACGCUGCACGCUGUCAAACAACUCAUAGUGCAGAUGAACCAAGACCCGAGAGUUAGUUUGGAGUUCUACAUUGAUGUCCAUGCCCACUCCACCAUGCUGAAUGGCUUCAUGUACGGCAAUGUGUUCGAGGACGAGGAGCGCGUCCAGAGACAGGCUGUCUUCCCCAGACUGUUGUGCCAAAAUGCACCAGACUUCUCCUUUUCCAACACGUCCUUUAACCGGGACGUGGUGAAAGCCGGCACCGGUAGGCGGUUCCUCGGUGGCCUCCUUGAUGACUCGUCCUACUGCUACACCCUAGAGGUGUCCUUCUACAGCUACAUGACAGCUGGCAGCACCGCUCCUGUGCCGUACACCGAGGAGACGUACACAAAACUGGGCAGGAACGUGGCUCGAACCUUCCUAGAUUACUACAAACUCAACAACCUCAUCAAGGACAACAGACCGACUCACAUUCAAAGCUCCGAGGUGAUGUCCCAGACAGGCGACGGUAACAGAAAGGGCAACAGAGACGCAGCAGACAGAGAGAAGGAGAAGAGCCAGGGUGUCAGGCACUAGACAAACAGACAGACGGACGGGCGGACACAGACUGAGCAUGUAUAAAAUGCAGAGCACCGUAGCAGGAGGAUCCUUCACACUUCAUUGCCUUUAGAAGCUCCACAUCUCCCCGGCUAUAAAGACUUAUUUUCACAGAUUUGUAACAGUGGGAUGGCUGGUACUUGCAGGACUAAAAUCAGAACAAGCUUCCUCUUGGGCUAUUUAGUGACUAUAAAAUGUGGACUAUUGAAUGCCAAGACUGGUUACCCAUCUAAAGUCCAUCUGAGGCCUUCAUUCAGCAGCUCCUUUUUGUUGUCUAUACAAAUGUAAAUAAAUGCAUGCUUCCCUGCUGUUA